CAUAUUUCAAAAGUAUAAACAUCCUGUGAGAGAGGCACUUGGUGUGCAGAGAUUGAAUAAAACCAUGUCACAAUGUAGUCAUUGAUUCCAGUGUUCCUUGAGAUGGACCACACAGUUCUUUUUAUUGUUGGCCUCCAGCUUUGUGGAACCAGUGUGGAAGCAUAGUUUGUGGAUUCAUCUGUAAAACUUACUGAGAAGGUGAAACUACAAUGUAUAUAUCCAAAAAAAAGAGUGAUAAUCCAGUCAUCCUGGAUGAAAAUUACUCAUAAAGAAAAUUCAGCUGUCUUACAUCCAACCUAUGACAUUCAUAGAAAAGACAAAUAUAAUGGAAGAAUUUAUUUUGUAAAUCCUUCCAGUGACAAGUCCUCAUCCUUCAUCAAGAGCACUUUGAAAGAUGAUGAUCUUUACAUUUGCUUCAUUGUAACUACCCCAGAUGGAAUUUUGAAAAAGAGAAUAGGAAUUAUUCAGGCAGAUGCUUUUGAAGUAUCUGAGAAACAAAAUAAUACCAUGUUUACCAAAGCAGGAAGAAAUGUUAUUUUUUUCUGCCUUUAUAAAAUUGGAGAUUCGGUGCAGCAAGCAACGUUGGAAAGGAUUAAAGCAAAUUGAGUAGAUAUUGUCAUUCUGUGCAACUCUUCAGGAAAGCAAAGUUUUGUUUCAGAUUUCAAAGAGCAUACACUGGUGGAUUGUUCUCAUCAGGCAAACUCCAGGAUUUUCUUUCGAAACAUUACAGCCUCUGACUUUGCAAUGUACUACUGUGUAGCUGCUGAAAGAAACGAAACCUGUAUGAUGAGUUCUACUGUGGCUGCAACUUGGGAUCACAAAUGGUUUAUUACCUAUAUAGCUGGAGGAAUUUCUCCUGCUGUUUUGCUGUUAGUUUUCCUAUUGAUCUUCUGCAUCAUCACUGUUUUUUGCAAAAAAAAGAAGAGCAAGAGGAUCAUAGAGGCCUUAUCAAAAAUUUUGUGCUCUAUUCAGACCUGGCCUGCUAACAGUUAUAGGAGAUCCAAUUUUCAUGGCAUGCAUAGUAGGACAGAAAGAAGAGGAGAAGAAUCAUCACUCGGGUAG
Molecule: messenger RNA, 1062 nt
Organism: Lepidothrix coronata (blue-crowned manakin)
Lineage: Eukaryota; Metazoa; Chordata; Aves; Passeriformes; Pipridae
Product: CD226 antigen-like
Biological process (GO): positive regulation of type II interferon production; positive regulation of natural killer cell mediated cytotoxicity directed against tumor cell target; positive regulation of Fc receptor mediated stimulatory signaling pathway
Cellular component (GO): external side of plasma membrane
Source: RefSeq, a predicted model, not a curated record